CUGAGUUUAAGAAACAAUGAAAACAUAGUAUAUAACAUAAAUGACUAUGGCUUCUGAGUUUUGGCUGAUUUCUGCUCCAGGGGAAAGAACUCCAGUGCAGACAUGGGAGACAUGCAAAGCAAAAACAAAUGGCUUAUCACUUAAUUACAAAUUUAAUUUGCCAGAGUUAAAGGUUGGAACGUUAGACACAUUAGUUGGCUUGUCAGAUGAUUUGGGAAAACUUGAUGUGCAAGUGGAGAGCAUUGUGCGAAAGGUUGCAGGUUAUUUUGCCGAAGUUUUAGAAGAACAAAAAGAUAAAGUUUUGGAAAAUUUGCAAGUCAAUGGAAUGGACCCUGCACUGUACUUGGUGAAGUUUAACUGGGAUUCUGCUAAAUACCCUAUCAAACAAUCAUUACGAAAUCUCUCAGAAAUUAUCAGCAAGCAAGUCAGUCAGAUUGAUAGUGACCUGAAGACUAAAGCCUCAGCAUACAACACUAUCAAGGCUAACCUGCAAACAUUGGAGAGAAGGGAAACAGGGAGUUUACUGACACGCAACCUGAAUUCACUGGUGAAGAAAGAACAUUUUGUGUUGGGAAGUGAAUAUUUACAAACUCUUCUUGUUAUUGUUCAAAAAAAUAAUUCACAAGAAUGGGAGCAGACAUACGAGAAAUUGACAGACAUGAUCGUACCGUCAUCCACACAGAUGGUAACAAGUGACAACGAACAUUGCUUGUACACCGUGACACUGUUCCGUAAAGUGAUUGACGAAUUUAAACACCAUGCCAGAGAAAAAAAGUUUGUUGUGCGAGAUUUUGUGUGGGAUGACAAUGCUAUAGCAGCCAGUAAAGAAGAACUCACUAAACUUAACCAAGACAAAAGAAAACAUUUUGGUCCACUUGUUCGUUGGUUGAGAGUAAACUUUGGUGAAGUUUUUAUUGCGUGGAUACAUGUCAAGGCGUUACGUGUAUUUGUCGAAUCAGUGUUACGUUAUGGUCUUCCUGUCAACUUUCAAGCCAUGAUACUACAGCCAAAUAAAGGAAAAAAUAGAAAACUUCGUGACACAUUGGAUAGUUUGUAUUCAUACCUGGAUGGUCAACAGUCUGAUGAGAAAGGAGAGCACGUCGACAUACCUGGUGUCAUGAUGGCGCAACACGAAUACUUCUCUUAUGUUUACUUCAACAUCAAAAUGAAUCUUCUCGAUCGUUAGAAAAAAACUAAUGCACGUUUUUAUCCUCUGAAAUUUGUUAUAGUGAAUGUGUCCACCGUUUUGCUGUGCGGAUAUUCCUGUAUCUUCAUUUUACUUCUUAACAAUAAAGCACGAUUUAAAUUC
This is a messenger RNA of Hydractinia symbiolongicarpus, 1309 nucleotides long. Its product is annotated as V-type proton ATPase subunit C 1-B-like. Gene Ontology annotation, biological process: proton transmembrane transport. Gene Ontology annotation, cellular component: vacuolar proton-transporting V-type ATPase, V1 domain; lysosomal membrane. Bases 41 to 1186 code for a protein of 381 amino acids. Lineage: Eukaryota; Metazoa; Cnidaria; Hydrozoa; Anthoathecata; Hydractiniidae. The transcript has 14 exons. The record is from RefSeq and is a predicted model, not a curated record. Gene Ontology annotation, molecular function: proton-transporting ATPase activity, rotational mechanism.